Molecule: messenger RNA, 1608 nt
Organism: Didymodactylos carnosus
Lineage: Eukaryota; Metazoa; Rotifera; Eurotatoria; Philodinida; Philodinidae
Source: the annotation of a GenBank genome assembly
GGACAUGAGGUUGAUCUUGUAAUCUUGUAUUGCCAACUGGAAUUGUCACAGUUUAUUAAAAAGCUGCGGUCCAUUGCUAAUAGAAAAACUGAGUUCUUACCCAAAUCAUAUUCGAUGGAUGCCUUAGAUUUAGGGUAGACGACACACCUCGGGCUGGAAACACAAAUUGAAGACGAUUUAACUUUGUAUCGGAAAACAUGGCGGAGGUAACUUCGUCAGACUAAUGAGAUCUACCACCUUCAAGUGACACUUCAGACUCGAUUUUUCCGUCAGUUUAUGGAUUCAUGUCAUGGAUACAAACUAAUGAAAACCGCGUCUUUAUUACGUUUCUUACAAAAGUAAUUCAAAAAACAUUUAUCCGCCAUCUCUUUUGGGAAAGUAUAAAAAAUAAAAGGUACAGAGUUAACUAUAGAUAACUUUCGAAGUAAAAAAUAUCUGCUUUUUCAUUUAUUAAGCCUUUUGAUCGACAUAUGGAUCUGCGAUUAUUAUGUUAGUUUACUUUUCUGUAGAUUAUAAAGUGACACCUAGGUAUUUACAGUUUGUAUGUUCAAAACGAAUUUUGAGAAAAAAAUUACGCUGAAUUUUAUUAUUCUCAUCUUAUACCUGAAAUUGGGUAAAAAUUGGACAGUGUGUGAUAAUUGAUACUUAACGCAAUGAAACCACGCAAAAGUUUCUUGUAUGUACAACUAUUUAUGCUUUUCAUAUAUAUUGGAUAGGUGCACAGCCAAAUAUUUGACAAAAAAGUAUAUUUCAUUGUCUAGAGGAAAGAGACCAUUAGAAGGACUCUCAUGGUCAUAUUGACAAAAUCAAAUCAUAGAUAAUCUACCUUGGUGGUUGGUUGAUUAUAAAAAAACCAACAAAAAAAGAUUUUGUUAAUUAAAAAACGUAUUAUAUUCGAGUAGAUAAUAAGCUUAGCUAUAGCGUGCAAAUAUAUUAGGUUAAUAAAACUUACUAGAAAAGGGACAAAAAAAAAUAAAAAAGAAAGUACACACUUUUUUGUUUUGUUUGACAUGUAUCUCUUCUUCUAAGCACAUUUUUUGUUGUUACUUCACACAAAAAUGUGCGCAAAGAGAAGUAAGUGAAUUCUUUUUGAGAGUAGGUAGUAUUGGCGUUACUAACUCCAGCUAUUUCGAUAUUGUAUUUCAUUCAUUUUUCAUAGAUACGGAUUUUGAUGAUGAUCCAUUAGAAACAUUGAAACGUUACAAACCUCGUAGUUUGGAUGAAUUGGAAAAACGAACAAAAUUUACAAAAAAAGAAAUUCAAUUAAUUUAUCAAGGAUUCAAACAGGACUUUUUAAUUUGUUUAUCAACAUUAUGUCGUGGCUCAAUCGAAGAUCGUUUAAGAUGGGUGUUUACAUUAUACGAUACGAAGAAAAGUGGACGAAUUACUCGAGAAGAUUUACAUCAAAUAGUUUGUGCUGUUUACAGUUUACUUGGUACCUGCUCGAAUCCUCGAUAUGGUGAUGAAACAACACGUGAACAUACAGCAAAUGUUUUCAAGAAAUUUGAUGUUGGCCAAGGAUUUAUUACAAUACAAGAAUUCAUGAAUGCUUGUCUCAAUGAUAAUACAAUAAUUCAAUCAAUUGAUUCUUUACGGUCGACUGUUUAA